UUUUAAUAAUUGACCUAUAUAAACAGUUUGUAAGAAUUUGAAUAUUUGCUGCUUUAGUGUCUUCCAUAUUGAUAUCAAAAUUACAGAAACCAGCUUAUCUAAGACGACGACAGCCGUUACCGCCUCGAUCUCCGGUCGUUAGGGUACCAUUCCCACCUUCUUGGUGAAGAAAUCUGAGUUCUUUUUGAAAUAUAAAGUAAUUUGUGAUUCAAAGGAAUUUUGUGUGAAAUAUCUGAAUUUUAAUGGAUGCCACAACGUCCACCGCCGCCGAUUUAAGUACUGAAUGGCUCUGGGCAAUUGAGUACUUAUCAUGCUUCCCUCAAAUUCACCCCUCUACUUUACAUGAUUUGAUUGAUGAGGCUCCUGAAUUACCUGAGGAUUUAGGGAAGAACGCGAGAGAAAGGCUUUCUUUAAAAUGUUUGGAACAUUUGUUUACUGCUCAUAAUACUGAUGCACCUGCAAGUGAUGCCCCUUCGUCGUCGAACUUGAUUCCAAGAGUUACAGUUGACCUUUCUGAUAGUUGCGAAAAUGUGCUCAGAUCCGUAGAGACAUUAAUUUCUGAUUUGAAAUUGGGGGCACCGGAUUUGGAUUUGUUUAAACAGGAUAUUCGUCAUUUUAUCUUCCAGAAAAGAGCUUCCAUGCCGAUAUGUGCUCUACAACAGCUGAAAGAUGCAAUUCUUGAAGGUACCAAUCCACAUGCUUCUUCCUUGAGAGAUUUUAGUGGCCUGGUACAUGCAAAUGAUGAUAACUAUGAAAUUAAUGUUGAUUCUGAAGCUGUCCGCAAUGGCACUGACAUUCAAAAUAUGGCACCAGAAGGAUGCAACAUUCAUUUUCCAAUUGUGAGCGGCGAUUACCAUCAGAAAAAUUUAUUACCCUUGAAAAGAAAUGGAAAUAUCUUGGAUAAUGAACAGUCAGUUGAAGACAAUCAGGAAGAUCAAGGUGGCGUGAGUGACAGGGAUCUCCAUUUAGAUGCCAAGAGAUUUAAGAAUGAUGCUAAUAAAUCAGGGGAACAAACUUUAGUUCCGCAAUUUGGUAAUGAGCUGGCAGAAAAUUCAUCUGAACUGAUUAUUAGAGUUGCAAAGAGAGAUAACUGUCAUGUGGAACCAAUUGUGCAAGUAGGACUGGGUGAAUGCUGUUCUUUAGAGCAUGGCCGUGAGCAGUCUGUUGCUAUAGACGGUUUUGAGUGUUCUGCUGAUGUAAAUGAUGACUUCCAGCAAAAACAAUGUGACAAUGUUAAUAAUGCCAACAGAAAGCUAGAAUGUAUAUCUGGAGGUGGAGCUCGGCAAUGUAUCUUGGAGGAUGAAGUCAAUGGGGCUGAAUAUGGAGCAUCAAAUGUUGCAUUUUCUCUUAAAAACCCACAAAAUAUCUCCCGUGAUAAAAACAAAGAUAACCUUGAUACUGUUAAUCAGUUUAAUUCCUUGAAUGUAUUGCCUACAGUAACUAUUGCUGAAAUUUUGGAAAAUCGCUUGAAGAAUCGUUGUCAAGAAGAUUCUUCAAGUGAAAGUGGUCGCUUUAAUCAUGAGAAAAUUGAUGUUGCCAUGGAGAAGAGUCAUUUUCUGAGCUCUCAUUGUACCCUAAGUCAUGUUUCCCCGUCUAACUGGACAGAGCUAAAACUUUGUGUAAAAUGUAGCAAAGAUGAUCAGUUGUUGAUCUGUAAUGCCAUCAGUUGUCCAUUUACAGUUCAUGAAAAGUGCCUUGGUUGUUCACCGGAGUUUGAUAAAAAUGGGAACUUUUACUGCCCAUUUUGUGCUUAUGCCUAUGCCAUCUCAAAAUACCAUGAAGCUAGGGGGAAAGCUACUUUGGCAAGGAAGGAGCUAGCUGUAUUUGUUUGUGGGCAUCCUAAGAGAUCACAUACGCGGAAGCGUUGUAGCUUAGAACACAACAGAGAGGUAGGUACUCUUCACAAAAUGCAUGAGACCGGGGAUUUGGGUAAGAGAAAAUCUGAUCAAACAAAUAACAAAGUGCGUGAAUAUGUGGUCAGUGGCCAACUUAUGGAAAAAAUAGGACAUAAGCAGUCAGAGGAGCCAAUAUUAUCAUGUGAUGAUGUUAAAGUAAAAUUUAGAAAAGAUCCAGGAAAAACACAUGGGAUAAAUCAUAAUUCUCCUGAAGUAAAUGGAUCUAAAGAGACAGAUCUAGAGUGCCAACCUGGAAGAGGACUUGACAGACGAGACCAAAGGUGUCAUGGGGAUCAUCCAAUAUCCGAGGACAAAGAGGUUUUUUCUUCAAAUAAGAGUGAAGCUGAAAGAGGAAUUAAGGAUGUUCUAGAGCAACAAAGUACAAUGUUAGUAAAGACCCCUGGUUGUUAUGUUAGUUUUGAUGGAGGAGAAACUUCUGCAAAUGAAGAUGUGGAAAAUGUGAUGCCGAAUUUCUCCAUAAGUUUACGAAGGAGAGAGAUGAGAGAGGGGCAAUAUUUAUACCCAACAAUUCCUCAGUUGAAGCGGAAAAGAAUUCCAUGGACAGCCGAGGAGGAAAAGAUACUUAAGGAAGGAGUGCAAAAAAUUUCAAAAAUUGGUUCCCCAACUAUUCCAUGGACGGACAUUUUGGAGUAUGGUAGAUUGGUAUUUUCAGAUGCCCGUACUACAAUAGACCUUAAGGAUAAAUGGAGAAACAUAUGUAAAGCAAGUUCUAAAUGCAAAUAAUUUUCAUCAGUCUGUUCAAUUUUGUUAGCUGGCUCUGACUGGCCUUAUCAGGAUUAUGAUUUUGCAGAUUAGAUAAAUUUGAUCUAAACCAUGUCCACUAUUAACUAACCGAGGGAUUUAACUAUACAUUCUGCUGACUCUCUGUACUCAAGCCAGACAGCAAGAGCGAUAUAUAGUUGUGCUUGCCUGAUAAUGUGGUUCAUUUCAAGCCUUACUGUGUAUUGUUUUGGUACGGCUGGUCUUCACUUCUGUCUGACCAACAUUGUAUAGGAUAAUCUUAGACAUCAAGAAUCUCAUUGUGUGAGAUAUCUGUUGUUUUAGUUUGAUUUGUACAAAAACAUUAUAAUGUUAAUGAAAAAAGGCAUAAUCAUUAGAAUCUU
Molecule: messenger RNA, 3019 nt
Organism: Mercurialis annua (annual mercury)
Lineage: Eukaryota; Viridiplantae; Streptophyta; Magnoliopsida; Malpighiales; Euphorbiaceae
Exons: 6
Coding region: 243-2639 (798 amino acids)
Source: RefSeq, a predicted model, not a curated record